Messenger RNA from Paramormyrops kingsleyae, 554 nucleotides. Its product is annotated as small ribosomal subunit protein eS25. Lineage: Eukaryota; Metazoa; Chordata; Actinopteri; Osteoglossiformes; Mormyridae. The record is from RefSeq and is a predicted model, not a curated record.
CGGAGGGCCCUCUAGUUGCCCGGAUGUACGGGUUGUCUUGGGGCCACAUGCAGGGGUUUAACUUCCUUUCUGUCCGACAUCUUGAAGCUGCGGCAACAUGCCUCCCAAAGACGAUAAGAAAAAGAAAGACUCUGGAAAGGUCAAGAAGGACAAAGACCCAGUCAACAAGUCUGGAGGCAAAGCAAAGAAGAAGAAGUGGUCCAAGGGGAAGGUGAGGGACAAGCUCAACAACCUGGUCCUCUUUGACAAGGCCACCUACGACAAGCUGUGCAAAGAAGUGCCCAACUACAAGCUCAUCACGCCCGCUGUCGUUUCUGAAAGGCUAAAGAUUCGGGGCUCUCUGGCUAGAGCCGCUCUUCAGGAGCUGCUUGGUAAAGGCUUGAUCAAGUUGGUGUCCAAGCACAGAGCGCAAAUCAUCUACACACGUAAUACCAAGGGUGGCGAUGAAGCUGUAGCUGAAAAGGAAGCAUAAACAGGUCAUCCUGAUGAGAUUCCUUUAGUCAUAAGAUGGGUUUGUAAAAUGUAAAGCCAAUAAACACAACUUUUGAAACUUG